AUGUUUUCUCAAUAUCAAUUGAAUGCCGUUUUUAAUCUAUUUAUUUCUUAUCAUCUAUAUAUCUUCUCUUCCAAAUUUAUCUAUUAUCUAUCUAUCAUCUAUAUUCUAUCUCUACAUUAUCUAUCUAUCCCAUUUACUGAAUUUAUAAAAUUCAUCAUUUUAGCAUUUAUCAGUCUGUUCAUUUUAAUUUGUAUCUUUUUCAAUUUUUGUUAUCUAUCUAUCUAUCUAUCUAUCUAUCUAUUCUCUAUCUAUCUAUCUAUAUCUAUCUAUCUCAGACUGUGUAAAACUCUUUCAUCAUAUCUAUCUAUCUAUCUAUUUAUUUUUUCAAUCUAUUCUAUCCCAUUUCUCUUAAAAAAGAGAUUUUUACUUUUAUCAAUCUGUUCAUUGGUUUUAUCUGUUAUCUAUCUAUCUAUCUAUCUAUCUGAUCUCAAUCUAUCUUCAUUUCAGUCUAUGUAUAUCUAUCUGUUUUACUUUUCGAAUUUCUAUCUAUUCUAUAUCUUUCAUCUAUUCAAUCAUUUCAAUGAUCUAUCUCAUCUAUCUAUCUUUCAAUCUAUCUAUCUAUCUAUCUCAUUUAUUUCUAUCGUAUCUAAUCUAUCUAUCUAUAAUCUUUUUCAUCAAAAUCUACUCUUUACGUUUUUAUCUUUCUCCCAACUGAUUUUAAAACGUUUUUACAUAUCUGUCUUUCAUUUUAUAAAAAUCAAUCUAUCUAUCUAA
Acanthosepion pharaonis is the source of this 714-nucleotide messenger RNA. The record is from the annotation of a GenBank genome assembly. Lineage: Eukaryota; Metazoa; Mollusca; Cephalopoda; Sepiida; Sepiidae.